AUGAAAGAUGAAGAGCUCGUCAAAACACUUGAGCUGAACGUGAUUGUUCUCUCUGCCCAUCGCAAUCGUGAAAUCAGAUUGCAACCCGAUCCACAGAAUCCAGACAAGCAAACAAAACAGGUCACGAUAUGGAAUCGGACCCUCGAAUUCAAGGAGGGGGUCCACCUGUACGAGUCGCCAAAGGGUGACUUCCGGGUUGUGAAAAGUGUCUCCAAAGAUAAGCUAUCCAAAAGCAACAUAUCGGAGCUAGAUGUCCUCGGCCAAGUUUCGAGGAUUAUGGAACUUGAAAAGAAGUCGCUUUUUGUUCAGUUCCACGGGUGGUAUACGGCAGAUAAUUAUGUCUAUCUAGCUAUGGAAUACUGCGUUUUUGGAGACAUUAAGAAGUGUUUCCCCCAUCCACUUUCCGAAGCGAAAUCUCGGUCUAUAUGUGAGCAGUUGCUUGAAGGCUUGGUACUGCUACAUGACAUGGGGAUUGCUCACCGAGAUAUCAAGCCUGAGAAUGUACUCGUUGUGCAGAAGGAUCCGGUCAGAGUCAAACUCGCGGACUUUGAUAUCAGCAAGUGGGCUGCCAAAGGGCAAACUGAGCUGCGAACGGAAGGGAGAGGGACGCGAGGCUAUAUGGCUCCCGAAGCUUGGGGUCUAGUCGAUGACACUCAAGAAUAUUCAACCUACACCAAUGCCGUCGAUAUGUGGUCCCUUGGGUGUCUGUUGUACUUCCUGCUAACGAAGGAGGAGCCAUUCCUUGAAUACAGUUUUCUUGGUGACUACACCAAAGGAUUUGCUACCUUUCCAAUUUCUCCAUUGAUCGAUCAUGCAGUGAGCGAUCAAGCCCAACAUAUUAUCAUUUCUUUACUGGCACCCUUGCCUGAGGACCGUCCAAAAGCUUCUGUCGAUUUGAUCACCAACUGGACCGUUUUCGGAGAGAAUGAUGACGUACAUAAUUAUUCUUCUACAUAUGAGGCCCCAGAAAUAGCAACGUCGUCUAUCAUAUGUGCAGCUGAAGGUAGCAGCGUCCCAAAUGCGCCGCUGCACACUUCGCGGGACCAGGCGGCCCCUGGAGAUCGGUCCAGAAAUCCGAACUAUCAAGCACAACCAAAGAUCGGGGAAGAAAUGAGUUUCUAUUCCUAUGAGCUUUGGCAUGUGCUCAAGUCCACAAAGACCAAAUCUGCCAGCACGGAACAAGUGGUGUCUAUUCUAGAUCAGAACGGAAAUCCAAAUGUACUACACGAAGGAUACAAUGCUCUCCACUUUGCCGCAGAGCAUGGAAGCGUCGAGUGUGUUAAGGUACUGCUCGAAUACGGCGCAAAUGUGAACAGUGUUACAGAGCCCCAGCACGAGAACGCACUACACCUGGCGACCUGGCAAAGCGAUCUUGAUGAUUUUUUAAGGAAAUUACAAAUUCUUCAGCAGAGCCAUAUAGACCUCAACGCGCAAAACAAUGAUGGCGAUACUGUGUUGCAUUUAGCGAUUAGAAGAUUUGGGUCAGUGAAGGCGAUUGAGGCGAUACUCGAUACGGGUGCCUCGACGGAGAGGAAGGACACGAAAGGCCGUACUCCAUUGUGGUACGCAGUCUUUCUGAAACAAGAAGAAAAGGCACUCAAGUUGUUGGAGAGGGGUGCCGACAUAAAUUGCCAGAACGAGACUGGUCGCACCCUAUUGCACCUCGCAGUCGCUUCAAACAGGAUCAGUUCACAACUCAUUGAAGAUCUGAUUAGCGCAAAUAUCGACGUCAAUCGAAUUGACCACAAUGGAAACACGCCUCUUUUUGAUGCAGUCAAGCUGGGAGAUCGAAACAAGAUUCGCCUCCUUCGUUCUCAUGGUGCGAAAUGCAAUCUCAAUGAACCUGCAGAUCAGAGGAAUUCGGCUCAUGUCAACAUUUGGCAGAGUGUGAGCAACGCAUUAUCUUCAGUUUUUGACUGA
Messenger RNA from Penicillium crustosum, 1920 nucleotides. RefSeq lists its product as uncharacterized. Lineage: Eukaryota; Fungi; Ascomycota; Eurotiomycetes; Eurotiales; Aspergillaceae. Gene Ontology annotation, molecular function: protein kinase activity; protein binding; ATP binding. Gene Ontology annotation, biological process: protein localization to ciliary inversin compartment; protein phosphorylation. The record is from RefSeq and is a predicted model, not a curated record. The transcript has 4 exons. Gene Ontology annotation, cellular component: ciliary inversin compartment. Bases 1 to 1920 code for a protein of 639 amino acids.